Messenger RNA from Nematostella vectensis (starlet sea anemone), 2562 nucleotides. Its product is annotated as dentin sialophosphoprotein. Bases 379 to 2385 code for a protein of 668 amino acids. The record is from RefSeq and is a predicted model, not a curated record. NCBI's taxonomy places the organism in Eukaryota, Metazoa, Cnidaria, Anthozoa, Actiniaria, Edwardsiidae. The transcript is spliced from 12 exons.
CCGCUAAUUGCAUAGCGUGCGGGCGCUCAAAGGAACGCAAGGAACGAUUGAUCACCGCUGUGUGCUGUUUACGUGCUUUGUUGCACUGAAUAGCGAGACCACGAAGAGAGUAAGCAGCCGUAGAGAUCUGUGAGCGCUCUUUGCCGAGAAACAGGUGACGGAGAAGGCAGCAAUUGUGUGACGAUAGCAAUCUGUGAUUUGAGGGCGCACACCUCUCUCUGUCUCUGCUGUUGUUGUCAAUAGAGAGGUCCACUGAGUUAAAUAAAACUUACCACAUAAACGUUAACGUUAAACCAAAUCUAAAGCAAUCGUAAAGCCUUAAAAGUAAACACUGUGGUGUAGACUAAACUGUAAAAGGUGUUAAAACAUUAACUCGCGAUGACUGAGAAAAACGAGGGACUGUCGAGUGAGACUGUAGGAGAGCAAGAAGAACAAAACACAUUUUGGGGACGAAUGAAACGAUUUCUCACACGCAAAGAAGAUGAGAUGCAAACAAAGGAAGAAAUCGAGACAAAAUAUGAAAAUAACAAGACGGUUCACGGAGAAAGUAACCUAGAAUUUGAGAAAGUGAAAAGUAAUGCACCAAUAGAUAAAGCAGAAAUAAGCGUUGAAUUGAAAAAGAGGGAUGAGGUUGAAAGAGAUUACGACAGAUUAUUUACUCGCUUUCCUGACAAGAAUACGGAGCACAAUGGUGAUUCGUGGUUAUUUUUGGGAAAGUUUCUCCUAGACAAGCACUCAAUGCGCCACGCGUUGCCGGGUAAUCUUUUGGUAACAGAGCCACGGCGAUCAGUCGAUAACGGUCCGUUGGCUCAAAUAGCCGAGGAGGGAGACGAAACCAAGGCGCCACUUGCCCGACCCGAGGAGGAGGACGAAGACGAUCGAAUAUUGGACGUAAUAGAAGAUCGAUACACUAACGGAACAAAGAACGAAUACAUCAACGGUCAUCACAGUCAAUAUAAUAACGGAAAAGAAAAUAAGGAUAGCCAUUCAGAUGGAAUAGAAGCGCUGAAACAGAAAUUUUUCGAAACACGACGAAUUAUCGGUUAUGAAGUAAAAGCUGCCGGGAAUAACGCGAGCUCACUGAGUGGUUGGGAAAGCUCAAGCAGUAGUGAGGCGACGCCUGAGAUAACCAAUCAGCGACACCCGACAGACUCGGAUUCUGACUCUUGGCUAUCAGAGAUGGAUAAACCAACCAGCCCCAGGCGAUGUAAAGUCAAGUGCACAAUCUCCACGGAGAUGGUUGUGAACAAGCCGCGAAAACAAAGCGCGUCUAGCGAGCGCAGCAAUUCAACCGACAAACACGAGGACGAAAUCCCGUAUGAUGUCGACGAUGAUUCUGAUACCUCAGAUGAGACCAGUGACCAAACGAAUGAUGGUGAUGAUGACAACGUCAGGUGUCGGACUGUCCCGAAGAGACAGCGAAAAGUGUUCGUAAGUGCCAAGAAGAAGCCGUCUGAUGCCGAGAACGCGGUGAUCGAUUUGGACGAUGCGAGUUUUGAGGAAUGGUUUGCAGUGGGAAACAAACAGCGCACGUCCCAGAAGUCCCCUCUCCGCUCGCCUAUACUCGAGGAGCCUGUGGAGCCUACGGAUGGGAAGGUUGACGUCGAAAAAGAGGUUGACUUCAUCAAGCUAUUGGAAGACAUGGAUAAGCAAGACGAAAACAACUCCACGAAUCUCACUAAUUUAGAAACUGGCGGUGCUGAGUCUCAAGGAAAAAAAAAUCAUGAGCAAGACGCAGGGGAACCUGGCAGAUUGCCUUGCGAGUCGGACUUCAAAAGACUGAGGGCCUGGGACGAGGAGCCCACUGAGUGGUGGACGAAUACGAAAAAAACACGUGACUAUGACGUUUGGUACAAGCCAAUGAAAGAGGGCACGAUAACAAGGAUUGUUGUGCCAUUCAUGAGAAUUCCUUACAAGGAUGCUGUUCGACUCAUCUCGGACUGGGACUAUCGUCGUGUGUGGGACAAAACCUUUUCCAAGAUAGAAGUCAUUAAAAAAGACGGGGCAGAAAAACUGAUUCACUGCCCGUUAAGCAAGAAAUGUGACCUCACGCUAGCAGUCAGGGAUAAGAAUUACAAAAAUGAUCCGAGCUUUAUCACGACAUGGAGAAGACAUAAUACACAACCCAGUUCACCUAAAGACAAGCGCCAGUCGAAAAUACUCGAGUUUGACACACGCACUUGCGGGAUCCUUCUUUGUCCUGCUGAAAACGAGGCUGAGGAGGUCGGCACAAGGCUAAGCAUCAUUUGUCAACUGACAGGGCCUACAGAUCACGUGAUCAAAAACACAUACCUCGCGGGCGACCCGCAGAGAUGGCUGAAGAACUUACAGAAGUAUUCGGAACGUGAGCGCAAGCAACAACAAUUCAAAGUCGUCAAACUUUGAUAAUAGCAAUUCCAUAAAAGUGAAUAAAUAAAAAAACAAUAAAAAAAAUGAAUAAAUCAAUAAAAUUAUAUUAUAAUUAUUAAUGUAAAAUUUAGGUUCUCAUCUAUAUCAUGUAUCUAAGUGCACUGAAUUCGAGUGUGUUUCUAUAAAAUAUGAAAAUAAAAUUUACCUAAUGUC